Messenger RNA from Aspergillus melleus, 3726 nucleotides. Its product is annotated as calpain-like protein. The transcript has 7 exons. NCBI's taxonomy places the organism in Eukaryota, Fungi, Ascomycota, Eurotiomycetes, Eurotiales, Aspergillaceae. Gene Ontology annotation, cellular component: cytoplasm. The record is from RefSeq and is a predicted model, not a curated record. Gene Ontology annotation, biological process: proteolysis. Bases 1006 to 3501 code for a protein of 831 amino acids. Gene Ontology annotation, molecular function: calcium-dependent cysteine-type endopeptidase activity.
CAUCUGAAUGAGUCCUUUGGUGCAAAACGUACGGACAAGGAGCAGGAGAACAGGAAAAGCCAAGCCGUAGAAUCCUGGUAGUCCACGUGCUCCUCUCUUCGUCAACUCCGCCUCCGCCAUUCUUCUCUCUUUCCUCUCGGCAUCGACGACAAUCUACACCGCAUUCUGGACGCUUGGGACUAAUCUCAGCCUUUCGCCAGAAAUUGGCCUUUCGUCCAAAACACAGCCUCAGGCUAACAACUCGGGAUGGCCUGGUGCGCCCGUUUUCUUUGCGUCGGGAAUGGCCGAAUCAUCGGCGGCGUGCCCUGAGCGCUUACCAGCCGCUCACACAGCGCUCGUAUAGGUAUGGGCUACUAUUAAUAUUGACCAUUCAUUGCAGGCUAGCGGGUCUCGUCGCUUCCUCAUCAUUGACAAUGUGCGGACAAAGAAGAUUUUUCUUUCUCAUGGCAGUCCAGCCCGUCAGCUUGGAUCUCGCCGUUCAGCUUCAAUCCAUCAGCAAUCAAUGGCCGAGCCCGGCCACUCAGCACACUUCACACGUAUCUAGUGCCGGAAUUUGCCCAGCUAUCGUCAUGCUUAGGUGACUCGGGCCCAUAAAAUCAUAAGCACUACGCUGCUCUUCGGUCGCGACUGAGCGGACACCCUCUCGGCACUCCGUAUGCAAGGCUCCCCAGUCUAAGGAUGCAGCGAUUGCUCAGCCCACCCCAUUGGUCGGUGAUCCCUAUGGUGCCAGUUAGAUCCCAGAGGUGAUCGCCGUUUCGUGAUGACCGGCAAUCUGGUUCGCUCAUACUCGAGGGGACCCAGUCGAUGUGGUUGCAUUGUGGCUCUCCUGCUUUUAAGGCGAUGGAUUGCGCCUCCAAGCGUGUCCUCAAUGUAUCACAUUGAGUACGAGUGAGAAGCUUUUCCCUUCGCUUAUUUAUAACAUCUCAUCGAAGGCCAGUUUCCUCUGAAAGGUUCAAAAGAAAAUCUCACGAAGACUCUUCACACAAUCCGCAAAAACUCACCAUUAUGGAUCACGACGACGAUCUGUCGGAUAUGGUAUUCACCCCUCCCCUUUCCACCCGGUCCGGGAGUCGAGGCUCGCGGCGAGUGAUACAUUCGCCGCAAGAGACCGUGCGACUGUUCUGGGAUCAAUUCAAUACCAAAUUCCCGGGCAAAGUGUACACCGUGCUGCCCAACAACCCGUACGCACGUACCAAGGCCGCGAAGCUUCCCAAGGGGGUGAUCCAAGGACAGGAUGCAAGCAAGUCGUACGAACAGGUCAGGAAGGAAUGCCAGCGGACUGUCGAUCGCAUCGUCAACGAAUGCAAGCGAUUGAACCAGAAGUACACAGAUCCCCAUUUCGACAUCGAGGUCGAUCUCAAAUCCGGGAGACGGCAUUACCUGGAUGGGUUGGAGGAAAAGAACAUGGAGAUGCGCCCUAGGGGGGUAAAACGGGUCACUGAAAUAUUUGAGAAGCCGCAAUUUUUCGUUAAUGGCCCGACUGCUUCCGAUGUCCGGCAGGGCCGAGAUGGAGACUGCUGGUUCAUGGCUGCUCUAUGUACUAUGGGGAACAAGCAGGGCUUGAUCGAGAAGAUCUGUGUCGCUCGCGAUGAAAAAAUUGGUGUCUACGGGUUUGUGUUCUAUCGAGAUGGUGAAUGGCAGCAAUGCAUUGUGGACGAUAAGCUCUAUCUACGAGCAGCAGACUAUGACGAGUCGAUCGAUGAGCGGCCGAUCUGGGACGACAUCAACCGGAACGACACCGAGGAAGAGUAUCGCAAAGUCUGGCAGACAGGGUCUCGGGCGCUGUAUUUCGCUCAGUGUGUAGAUGAGAACGAGACGUGGCUUCCAUUGCUUGAGAAGGCUUAUGCAAAGGCACACGGCGAUUACUCUGCUAUCGAAGGCGGGUUUGUAGGGGAAGCGAUCGAAGAUCUUACUGGCGGUGUUACCUCCGACAUAUUGUCCAGCAAUAUCCUGGAUAAGGAUAGAUUCUGGGAGGAGGAGCUUAUGAAAGUCAACAAGGAAUUUCUAUUUGGCUGCGCUACUGGUUUGUUCUCCAACUGGCUGGACCCAAAAUACCAAGGACCCCCAAGAGACAGAAAGGGUAUCUCGGAGAACCACUCUUAUUCGAUCAUGGAAGCGAGGGAGAUUGACGGCCAUCGUCUGAUUCGAUUAAGAAAUCCGUGGGGCAAAAAGGAAUGGAACGGUGCCUGGGGGGACGGUUCCGAGCAAUGGACUCCUCAGUGGAUGGAAAAGCUUGGCCAUAAGUUCGGAAACGAUGGAUUCUUCUGGAUAUCCUACAACGAUUUACUCAAGAAAUACCAGCAUUUCGAUCGAACUCGCCUCUUUGGUCCUGAAUGGACAGUCACGCAGCAAUGGACUACUCUGAAUGUCCCAUGGUCUGCCGAUUACCACAGCACCAAGUUCAUGGUAAACGUGACCAAGGAUGGUCCAGCGGUCCUCGUCCUUUCCCAGCUUGAUUCGCGCUACUUCAAAGGCCUAGCCGGAGAAUACGACUUCAAACUAAAAUUUCGGAUUCAGAAAGAAGGGGAAGACGACUACAUGGUCCGCAGUAACUGUAGCUACGUGAUGAGUCGAGCCGUGAAUGCGGAGGUAGAACUGAGCCCCGGACGCUACCACAUCUUGAUGAAGGUAACUGCCUACCGAUGCAGCGACAUGGCGACAGAAGAUGUCGUCAGUCGUGUAGCGCCAGUUGGGAGAGAGAAGCUAGUCCAGAUCGGACUAUCCUACGACCUUGCUCACGCCAAAGGUCUGGUCUUUGAGUCUGAGAAAGAGAAACGGGCCCGUGAGGACCGCGAAGCACGCCGCAAGGCAACGGAGAGACGCAAGCUGCGGAAACAGACCAAGAGAAGGCUGCAAAAGGAGUGGAUUCGCGAGCGCAAGAUCGAUGGUCGAAAGCAGAGGCGAGCAGAGCGACUGUCCGCAAAGAGCUCCACGGAGAAUUAUCACCGAUUAGACUCGAGUCGCAGCGUACAAAUCCUCUCUGACGGAUCGGUCCAGUCACCCUUGGACAUGGACUACAGUACGGGGAUCGACUUGGAUAUGAAGCACGUCGGCAACGGCAACGGCAGCGUUCCUACUAUCCAGUGCAACGGCGUCCAUGUGACCGAAUACCACAUGUCGAGCAAAAAGGACUCGGGACGCUCGAGUCUCGACACCUUACAUUCGCCGUCGUUCACGCAACCGCACUUCAAUCAGCAGGAGCUGGAACUCCUGGAUGGAUUUGAAUUUGACUCAGACCUCGACAUGCCGCCCGAGGAGCCAACCGAGCCAAGAGCGUGUCAGCUGUCACCGACAAGUUGUACGGAGGAUAGCAACAUCGACACCUGGAAUGCAGUGUGUGUCGUCGGAUUGAGAGUGUACUCCAAAGAUCCGCAGCUGUCACUGGAGGUUGUUCGUCCUAUACCCGAAGACGAGGCCGAGGCCGCGCUCGACAUGGACGAUCCGGCUGCGAGCGCUGCUUGCGAGAAGGGGCAAUUUGGUCGAAAUGCGGUAUUCUUUUAGGUGAUGCCACAUAAAAGUUUGAAUUCGAGGGAUCUUGGAGGUUUGGAACCAUGUCUAGAUAGCUAGGUUUUAUGUUGCAUUCAUCUCGGCGUCUUCCAAUUGUUUAGAAUAUUGUCACCAGAAUGAAUGUGUUGGUUAUAUCGCAGUACUUUUGCACACAAUGUGUCAACACCACUCGGUCAGCACCACUAAGAAGAAGUCACACAUGGUCAAGACUACCUUAGA